Lates calcarifer (barramundi perch) is the source of this 1208-nucleotide messenger RNA. RefSeq names its product spermatogenesis-associated protein 45. Lineage: Eukaryota; Metazoa; Chordata; Actinopteri; Centropomidae. The record is from RefSeq and is a predicted model, not a curated record. Bases 831 to 1091 code for a protein of 86 amino acids. The transcript has 2 exons.
UUCUGGGCCAAAAACAAAGUAGAACAGUAUUUUACUGCUUCUCUGUUGCACCACACUCAGAUCAGCGAUCGGCUCUGUCGCUCUGAUACAUCACUGUCCUGGUCUUUGAUGCAUUUGUAUGUUAAUAAACCACAUUACUGACACUUUGGUCCAUUAAUAUCCAGGUUAUUGAUGAGCCUGUGCUGUCACUCACCUCUGUAUCUCUGCAGAGAAAACAAGAUCUUACGUUUGUGUUUACUUGCUCUUUAAAGGUCCACCUUUCUCUGAGAGGCCUCUGAAAAUCCCUCCUUUGUUCAGGGUCAAAUAACCUCCUGACAUCCUGUUGCCUGGGUUUGGAGGGGGGAGGGAGAAGGUGGGAGCGAGCUCUCACUCUGCUUGUGUUUUCAGGCACCAACAGGGAAAAGAAGAAUUUGCUUUUACUGGUAAUUUUGUCCAGAAAGAGAAAAGAAAAGAAGAUUUAUGUUAAAAAUAGGAGACACUGGUCCUUUACCAGUGAGAUGAAAUGAGAUGUUGUAUAUUUUGGGUCAGUUUGGUCUCAAGUCUGUAUUUACAGAAGGAGCCAUAACUUCUGUCUGAGUCACAGCUGCCACAUAAAGCAGAAUAUAAAGCUUCAUAGGUAUUUAAACCUGUUUGAUAAAGACAGUAAACUCUGGUUUCUUAAACUCGCGACAGAGUAAGACGUCCUUCAAAACAUAAAAGAUCUUUGACGCGCAAACACGCUUCCUCAAGUUCCCCGUUGCCAUGGAAACUCUCGCAUCACAAACUGACUCCACUUUGGAUAAUUUAUAGAAGGAACAAAAAAAGAAACACACCAGUAAAAAAACACGGCGAUGUCCGGAUCUAGAGAGCGGGCUCUACUGGAGCUGAACCUGCGCAGGGAGACGUGGUGUCAGGUGGAGAUGAACCCCCGUCAGUCCUGGGAGAGGACCCAGAGGAGACACUGCGGGAGCCACCUGCGGACCAGCCCGGUCCUCCUCACCACUUUGACCGGACCGCAGCGCAGCACGACGGCCCGCACCGAGAGGCCGCCCCCCGUCAAACUUCCAGAGAGAAGGCACUUCGAAGAAAGCUAUAAAUCUCACCUGGUGUAGACGGCUGCAGACCUCACACAUGUACACAUGGCACCUGAACACACCUCAACUCUUCAGGAUUUUAUUUCCAUAAAUAGUGUUGUGUUGUGCAACUGUUCAACAAGAAUACAACAUAAU